AAUUUUAGUGGGAUCAAGGUAUGGGUAUGGAGCUUUUGCUUUUAACUGUAGAUGUGGCUAGUGAAGCGUUUGCUCACGUAACGAAGCCUGAGUGGAUGGAGGGGCAGUGUGGCUAGUGUAUACCCCACGGUAAUGUACCUAAGUACCGAAUGCAAGUAAGGUGGGCAGGGAUCCUUGCUGUCAAGUAACUUUAAUUUUUUUCUUCGACAUCAAAAAUUUUGGGAAAUCGCUGAAAUCCCAAUCUCACCCCCACCAUCAAAACAAGCCUCCUGGUAUAAUAUUUCCUGAGUUCCACUUGCGGUAAAUUUGUGCAGCGACACAAUCAAUAACUUAAUAAUUUUACGAUUUCUUCAAAUUUUGCACUCAUGACUGAAACGAAGGCCAGCCAGCCUGGCGUUUCGCCAGAAAAUCGAUGCGCCAUUGGUAUUUCCUUUGGUAAUUCGUACAGUUCCAUUGCUUGCACGAUUGACGACAGCCCAGUUGUAAUCGCAAAUGAAGAUGGAGACCGACAAAUCCCCACCAUCCUAUCAUACGUCGAGGGCGAAGAGUACACUGGUAACCAAGCCAAGGCCUUGCUAAUCCGAAACCCCAAGAACACGGUUAUAUCCUUCAAAGACUUCCUUGGCCAAGAAUUCAAGUCGAUUGAUCCUACCCACUGCCAUGCAGCUUCCCACCCCCAGGACGUAAAUGGAAGCGUAUCUUUCACAAUCCAGGACAAGGUCGAGGGAGAAUCACCUUCAACCCUCACCGUUAAGGAAGUUUCUGCCCGAUAUCUGCGCCGCCUCGUACAAUCAGCCUCGGACUACCUAGGAAAGAAGGUUACCUCUGCUGUAAUAUCAGUCCCUACAAACUUCACAGAAGCCCAGAGAACGACCCUAAUUCAAUCUGCAAAUGAUGCUGGGCUUGAGGUCCUCCAAUUAAUCAACGAGCCAAUUGCGUCGGUUCUUGCUUAUGAUGCGAGACCAGAGGCCAAGUUGGAAGACAAGAUUAUUGUGGUGGCCGACCUUGGUGGUACACGUUCGGACGUUGCCGUAGUAGCUUCAAGAGGUGGACUUUACACAAUUCUUGCAACGGCGCACGACUAUGAAUUCUCCGGUUCCCACUUAGACACUGUCCUCAUGGACCACUUUGCGAAGGAAUUCCAGAAGAAGAAUGCCAAUGUUGACCCUCGAGGAAAUGCAAGGAGCUUGGCGAAGCUUAAGGCUGAGUCUGAAGCCGCCAAGAAGGCUCUUAGCAUUGGUACAAACGCCAGCUUUAGCGUUGAAAGCUUGGCAGAGGGAAUUGACUUUCAGACCACCAUCAACCGACUUAGGUACGAAACAAUCGCGCGCAAGGUCUUCGAGGGCUUUAACCGCUUGGUUGAGGGUGUCAUUAAGAAGGCUGGUCUGGAUGUCCUGGAUAUUGACGAGGUAAUUCUAUCUGGUGGCACGUCGCACACGCCCAGAAUCGCAAAUAAUUUCCGAGCGAUAUUCCCGGAGAGUACUACAAUUCAAGCUCCGGCAACGAGCGCUAGUGCCAUCAACCCCUCCGAACUUCAAGCCCGCGGCGCUGCUCUCCAAGCUUCUUUGAUCCAAGAAUACGAAUCGGAUGAUAUCGAACAAUCAACACAUCCCGCAGUCACAACUGUUAAACACAUCACUAACGCUAUUGGUGUUAUCUCGUUAUCCGAUGAAGGCGAGGAGACAUUCACACCAAUCAUCGCGCCGGAGACAGCUGUCCCGGCUCGUCGAACCAUCCACAUCGCAGCUCCCGCAAGUGGCGGCAAUGUGUUGGUGAAGGUAGUUGAGGGUGGUACCCAUAUCAAGGUGACCAAGUCCGAGCCCAAGCCAAAGGAGAACGGCGACAAGGAAGACGACGAUGAGGAUGACAGCGAUUUCGAUGAAUCUGAUGAGGAAGAAGAGGAGCACCGAGAAAAGGUGUGGAAAAUCGGCAACACCCUGGCUGAAGCCGCCAUCCGAGAUGUCAAGAAGGGAAGCAAGGUCGAAGUCACCAUUAACGUGGCAGGCGAUCUCGCAGUCACUAUCGCGACGAGGGAAGUCGGCGGUAAGGGUGGUGUUAGGGGCAACUUGAAGGCUCCUUAAGUACAUCAAUUUAUUUAAUGAUGCCACCCCUUACUUACCCUUACCUUACCUUACCUUCCCUUAUUCUCAAAAAAAUGGUUUAAUUGAAGCCGGAUGCGGAUGGACCACUGCGCGGUAGGCGGCUAACUAUUCGAUACGAUACGAUAUAGAAGGGACUUCAUGCGGAGUGGACGGAUAAUUCGUGAUGCGUAAUACAUGAUGCAUGAAAGCGAUGAUGUUCCACUCCCCUUUGGGCGGAAUAGGGCAUAGGGUAUAGAACAGUUAGAUGAAAAAAAAAAGAAACGUAUUUACGUAUUUACGUAUUUACAUAAUACUUUAGGCAUC
Molecule: messenger RNA, 2405 nt
Organism: Hypoxylon trugodes
Lineage: Eukaryota; Fungi; Ascomycota; Sordariomycetes; Xylariales; Hypoxylaceae
Product: HSP70-domain-containing protein
Exons: 3
Coding region: 366-2081 (571 amino acids)
Biological process (GO): protein folding
Cellular component (GO): cytosol; nucleus
Molecular function (GO): ATP binding; ATP-dependent protein folding chaperone
Source: RefSeq, a predicted model, not a curated record